UCGAGCAAAAUUUGUCGGAUCGUGGAUCAGCUGGUGAACACGUACGGUGGAGCUUGCUGAAGCACAGUCUAGCAGAAUUGCUCAGUUUUUCACUGAUUUCCCGCAUUCACACCAGACAUUUACCAAUUACGGCUGCAUUUUAGUGCAGAACACACUCAACUCUUCCAAAUUAUUGAGAAAAGUAUCGGCUACCACUCGUUAAAAAAGGUGAAAAUCAGCCACAUUUUUGUCGUGUCGUCCGCUCUUCUCAGCUGUAUGGGGCAAUGGCUUUGCCUGUGAACUCGAACUGUCACCAACAAGGAGUCUCUACGAUAUUGCAGAAAGUUCUCCUGAAAUUCGGCGAGAAGAUUGAAAGUCGGGACCACGAGAGGUGGCCUGAGCCCAACUACAUCAUCGAGACGGUACGGGGAAGCUCAGAUUGUCAUUCAGAUUUCAACAUGAUGGAUCAUGAUGCAUACGGUGAAAACGAGAUUGACGACAUCAGAGAAGUUAAGAUGAGCCAAUACGUAUCAUCUUUGAUUCUUGACGGCCUCAAGACACGCGAGAAACAGCAGACCGGCAGGCUUCUAUUCCCAAAUGACCUCCCCCAGCGAGUUGCCGAUGACGUCAUGAGGAUGUCCCUGGACGAGCCCUGCGGGGUGCGGGGUUGUACCCUCUCUCUCAUCUUCGAAGACGGCGAGAUCUGCCAGCGUGUCGGCAGGUUCGCCAUCGACCCGAGUACGGUCACCACCUUUGAGAUCAACUUGGUGUUGACGAAGGAAACUCCCCGUUGGUUAGUCAGCAAGCUACAGACGUAUCUCAGAAACUCUUACGACAGGCCCACCGUCAUCAAAUCCUCUUAUAAACUUAUCAAGAGAAAACUGUACCGGAGGGAGUCCCACAUGUAUGUACGGGAGGACUUGUAGUACCUGAGAUCGCUCAGUGCAGCGUACAUGUAUAACUGAAACUUGGCCAAGGAUAAGCUUCACCAAGAAAGGACUUCAUGUGCAUUACAUACUUUGAAAUCUCGUCUUUGCAGAACCAGAAUCAAACUGUCGGUCGAACUGGAUAACUUUUGCGAGGAUGAUCAGGAUUGUUCUUCAGAAGAAGACUUUUGCGUUUUGUAUUUUUGAUAAAGACAGAGGGCGCCCUUUGGAUGUGUGCCAAGGCCAGUUUCCAUUCUUCAUUGUUUGGUGCUGUUUGUUGGUAGGAAUGCUUCUCAUUUUCAUGGGAGGCGAAUGUUGCAAUAUUUUAUAAAACACAAAAAAUGUCUCACACAGAUUACUGCAGGUUGACUCCUGACGGAUCUGUUCCAUGAUCUUGUUUCCUAUAUUUUGUCAUAAAAUUUAUACCAAGGUUGUGUGUAUCAUUUCAAAUAGAAUAUUUUGGAAAACAGUUAAAUAAUGCACCCUUUGCCAAUUAUGUCAACUCGGUCAAUACAGUUCAGUGUAUGGACUUAAAAAUGUUGUUCAAAUGUUGGUCAAAGUCAGCAAUUUUACACAAUCAUCCACAUUUGAGAUAUUGAAAAGAAUUCAGUUUUUGUCAACGUUUCCUUAUGUAUGUUUGCAAGAAGUCAUGUUUUUGUUUUACUUUUGAAAAAUGCCAUUGUUACAUUGCCAAACAUCAUUUAUCACUGCAUUAGCCCUUCAAAAACAAGGGGAGAUUAGGAGCCAAACUGUUGUUUUCUACCCAUGGUCAGUUACAUUAUCAGGUUUUCAUGUAAACGUUUGUUAUUGAACGCUCAUGCCGCGUUUUGGCAUUCGCUUCAGCCAUUGAUGUUUGAACUAUCGCCACUGCAAUGCAGUUGUAAAGAUAUUUUGUAUUCAUCAAUGAGCUCAAACCCACAGAGAAGAAGUUUAUGAUGUAUAACAAAGUCCAAUAUGUCGUGAAUAAUUACAAGAGUUGCUUUUUCAUGUGACCAUUAUCCAGACCCUUUCUAGAAAGAUCUCCUGUGUUAUGUAAUGUUAGUUAGCCAGGACAUGGCAUUUGCUGGUCAAAUGACAUUCUUCCUGUAGACAAACCCAACAGGAUCCAAGCCAGGAAACCGUGCAAUCAAAUUUAGUACCAUCCAUCAUGUAUUCUUAUAUGGCAGCAUUUGACUAAAACAUUUCAGUUAGUUUAAGUUUUUUUUUUUUUACAAACUUGCACCAUUGUUACAUUUGCAUAAAAAAACUGCAAAUAAUUUUUUGUCAAGUUAACAUAAAAAUAGAAUAAUGAAAAACAUUUGCUUGAGUAGUAAAUUGGUUUUGUUAAUAAGCAGACAGUGAAAUUCCUCUUUUAAAUUUAAAGCAAAACCAAAGAUAGACAUUAUAUUUCUUAAAACUUAAAAUAACAAACCUUGGCCAGUAUCCAUGUGUCAACACUGAAUAAGUUGAACUCUUACCUCAUAUUAUUUAGUCACAUGCUGCCGAUGAGUUUACACAAGUAAAUUUCCAUGAUGUAAUCUCGGUAAAUAAUGUACAAAGAUUAAACAGUGUAAUCAUAGAUACUGAAGUUUGGUUCAACCCUGGUCCCUGCCAAAUCGUCAUGUGACAUGCUGUAAUUGGACAAACAGCAAUGCCUACAAAAAGCAAAAAUUGUGAAUUAAUAAAUUGUAAGUUGUUUCUCUGGUGGCAAAGUUGUUAACCAAAAACUAAAGGCAUGUCCGCUUUUAAUUUAUGAAAGCUAUUCCUUGUUGGGCAUUGGACUUUUCGCAGUGACAAUAUUUGAGAUAUUGUUUCAAUAUUAACGUUGCAAGGUAUUUGCUUAUUCAUAAAUGUUGUAAUUAUUAAAAACAAAUGCAAGAUUUCUGAAAUAACAUUGUGUGCAGGAGGUGCUGGCACUUCCAAAAUGGUUUUUGUAACAAAACAAACAUUGUUGCUAAAACCCGAAAGAAGAAAUAAAACCCAUCCAGCAUAAGGCUGAUAAAAAAGCAAUCAAAAGUAUAUUUUAGUUAAUUUUCAUUUAUGUUACUUGUUAAUGAUAUGAGUUGUUAAAACCGUUUGCAAGUUUUCUCCAAUAACUGUAUGAACUGGCACGUCUGAGCCGCCAAUGAACAAAUCUAAUGUAAUUAUUGUACCACUUUUCCAAUUGGAAAUAUUCUCAUUUUCAGUAAUUUUGAACACCUAGUAAAAAUGUGAUCCCAGUAUUAUUAUUGAGAAGCCAAACCACUGUCUAAGAUUGAGAAGUUUAUAAAUGAGUGAUAAAUAAAAACAAUUUUCACAUCAAUAUAAAAA
Messenger RNA from Patiria miniata (bat star), 3194 nucleotides. RefSeq names its product DNA damage-inducible transcript 4-like protein. Lineage: Eukaryota; Metazoa; Echinodermata; Asteroidea; Valvatida; Asterinidae. Gene Ontology annotation, cellular component: cytoplasm. The coding region runs from base 264 to 905 and encodes 213 amino acids. Gene Ontology annotation, biological process: apoptotic process; negative regulation of signal transduction; regulation of TOR signaling. The record is from RefSeq and is a predicted model, not a curated record. The transcript is spliced from 2 exons.